Molecule: messenger RNA, 1888 nt
Organism: Colossoma macropomum (tambaqui)
Lineage: Eukaryota; Metazoa; Chordata; Actinopteri; Characiformes; Serrasalmidae
Gene: dync1li2
Product: dynein, cytoplasmic 1, light intermediate chain 2
Exons: 13
Coding region: 6-1490 (494 amino acids)
Biological process (GO): microtubule cytoskeleton organization; microtubule-based movement
Cellular component (GO): cytoplasmic dynein complex; centrosome
Molecular function (GO): dynein heavy chain binding
Source: RefSeq, a predicted model, not a curated record
GGCUGAUGGGGAAGAUGGCGCCCGGAGUGGAGAAGAAGCUGCUGGGAGCCGCUGGAGAGCCGAUGGAGAACAACGGAGAGGAGGACGAGGGGCAGAACCUGUGGUCUUCAAUCCUCAGUGAAGUUUCCACACGUUCCAGUUCCAAAUUGCCAUCGGGAAAAAAUAUACUGGUGUUCGGCGAGGAUGGAUCGGGGAAGACGACACUUAUGGCGAAGCUCCAGGGAGCCGAGCACAGUAAAAAAGGGAGAGGGCUCGAGUACCUGUACCUGAGCGUCCACGAUGAAGACCGAGACGACCUGACGCGCUGUAACGUGUGGAUCCUGGACGGAGAUCUGUACCACAAAGGCCUGCUGAAGUUCGCCGUUUCGGCCGAGACGCUGAAGGACAGCCUGGCCGUGUUCGUGGCAGACAUGUCCCGGCCGUGGACCAUCAUGGAGUCCCUGCAGAAGUGGACGAGCGUCCUGCGGGAACACGUGGACAAGCUGAGGAUCCCGCCUGAGGAGAUGAGGGAGAUGGAGCAGAGGAUGGUGAAGGCCUUCCAGGAGUACGCAGAGCCGGAGGACGCGGUGCCCUCUUCACCCCAGAGACGGGUCCCUCCGGCCGGAGGAGAUGACGAGGGGGUUCUGCUGCCCCUCGGAGAGAACGUCCUCACGCACAACCUCGGCAUUCCUGUACUAAUAGUUUGCACAAAGUGUGAUGCAGUCACUGUGUUGGAGAAGGAUCACGACUACAAAGAGGAGCAUUUUGACUUCAUUCAGUCCCACAUGAGGCGAUUCAGCCUACAGUAUGGAGCUGCCUUGAUCUACACCUCCGUAAAGGAGGAGAAGAACCUGGACCUCUUGUACAAAUACAUAGUGCACAAAAUGUACGACUUCCAGUUCACCACGCCGGCCUUAGUGGUGGAGAAGGACGCUGUGUUCAUUCCGUCUGGAUGGGAUAACGAGAAGAAAAUUGCGAUUCUGCACGAAAACUUUACAACGGUUAGACCGGAAGAUCCCUUUGAGGAUUUCAUCAUGAAACCUCCAGUACGAAAGCUGGUGCAUGAUAAAGAGAUCAACGCUGAGGAUGAGCAGGUGUUUCUCAUGAAGCAGCAGUCGUUGUUAGCCAAGCAGCCAGCCACUCCAACAAGAGGAACGGAGUCUCCAGCGCGGACCGCGUCUGGAUCCCCUCGGCCUACGGGACGCGCCGGACCUACAAACGUGGCGAGCGUGUCGCCCAUGACGACAGUGAAGAAACCCGACCCCAACAUGAAGGGUGCUGCUGCGAACGAGGGCGUUUUGGCAAACUUCUUCAACAGUCUGCUGAGUAAAAAGACGGGCUCGCCAGGGAGCCCCGGGGCCGCAGGGGCCACAGUGCAGGGGUCUGCAAAGAAAACAGGGCAGAAGCCGGCUUUGACUGACGUCCAGGCGGAGCUGGACCGAAUGACACAGAAACCGGACUCCACGCUAAAGGCCAACAACAGCACCCCCGCCGCGGAGAACGAGGCGUGAGCUCCUCCGAGAAUAAACAACAUCAAAACACUCUGGAAAAACAAAACCAUGAUUAUAGAACAUAAAGAAAACUGUAAUGACCAAAAUCCGCCCCCCCCACUCGUUCAGUACGCUGGGAUGACAUCAGGUGUUUGGGGGCGGGGCAAAGAGAGAUCUGAAUACUACAUUUGUUUAUUUCCAAACAUUUUUUGUGGUCAUGUUUUUUGUCGAGGCAGGCGUGGCAGGUUAAAACGAUGCAUGUACACACAAGUUGAUACCCCCCCCAUCUUCAUCAUCCUCCUCCUCCUCAUCCUCCCAGCAAACAUACUGAGACAUGCUGCUGUUUCUUGUUCUGCUUUACCUAUUGGAGGAUCGCAGUGGCUUCAGGUGAUUUAAAAAAAGAAAAAAAAACAAAAAAA